Exophiala mesophila is the source of this 1031-nucleotide messenger RNA. RefSeq lists its product as uncharacterized. The coding region runs from base 224 to 1006 and encodes 260 amino acids. NCBI's taxonomy places the organism in Eukaryota, Fungi, Ascomycota, Eurotiomycetes, Chaetothyriales, Herpotrichiellaceae. The record is from RefSeq and is a predicted model, not a curated record. The transcript has a single exon.
CUUGAAUUCACCAUCUUGGCUGAUGGAUACAUAGCAUUCAUUUGGCCUUACGCGUGAAUUCAACAAUCGAAUAGUUAGGUGGGUGGUAGGAAGACAGAUCACAUCAAUGCACAAAGUCAUGGCCGUGUCCACACCGUCCUACUCUACUACUUCCUCACCCACCAACUACACACAACAGCAGUCAGCUCAAUGAUCGUCUUGCUAUGCAAUCGCAGCUGGAGACAUGGACACAGACAAUUCUGGUAACUACGAUGCUUUCAGAGAUUGUGUCUUCACGACAGUUGUCGACAAGUCCUCUGUCCCUCGCAGAAAACCAACCAGGAGGGAUAACGGAGGCAAGAAAAAGAAUGUGUUCCCUGCUGCUAUCAGGCUUUCUGGUCAUAUCUCAACACUCGAAAAUAAUCAGACCAACCCAGAAGAACUGGGCGACUUCUCUAGCUAUCUUGCCACCGAGAUCUUCUCCGACUUGCCUGUCGAUCUGAAGGCUUUGUCAUACGACUCACUCCAAGAAGACAGCAUUCUGUCUGAUAAGUGGUCUUUGCCAUUGACCCUGUCUACCAUCGAAGAGAUUUGUAUCCACAUCUCAGGCACUGUCACUGACAGUCUUGUGGCAUAUGGGCUCAUAGAGCCACCCAAGUCCGACCUACAAACCUUCAUGUCCGCUCUUCUCUCAGCAUAUAUACCCAGUGUCACAGUUCCGCCCCCGAAAUGGAUCGAUACGAAGAAGAACGCCUGUGAAAUCUGUGACCGCGACUGGGUACCUUUGACCUAUCACCAUUUAAUUCCCAGGCAAGUUCAUGCAAAGGUGCUCAAGAGAGGCUGGCAUGACGAAAAGCAAUUGAACAGUGUCGCCUGGCUUUGUCGUGCCUGUCACACCUUUGUCCAUCGAAUGGCUUCCAACGAAGACCUUGCUAAGGGCUUUUACUCCCUAGAUCUCAUUUGCGAGAGGGAUGACGUCCAAAAAUGGGCACAAUGGAUUGGCAAGGUGAGGUGGAAAAAGACCUGAUCGGCCCUACAAUAUGAUUCUGCAC